UCGGCGGCGGCCACUGAGCAGACCGGACUUCACUUGCACACGUACCUCGCUCCGCUUCCUCUGCAACCAUGUCUGACAAACCCGAUAUGGCUGAGAUUGAGAAAUUCGAUAAGUCGAAAUUGAAGAAGACAGAAACGCAAGAGAAAAAUCCACUACCUUCAAAAGAAACGAUUGAACAGGAGAAGCAAGCAGGCGAAUCAUAAUGAGGCGCGCGCCGCCAAUAUGCACUGUACAUUCCACAAGCAUUGCCUUCUUAUUUUACUUCUUUUAGCUGUUUAACUUUGUAAGAUGCAAAGAGGUUGGAUCAAGUUUAAAUGACUCUUCUGCCCCUUUUCACAUCAAAGAAUCUGAACUACUGACCAGGAACCCCAAGCCUCCUUUCCAUCUGCCUGUCUGGCUGGCAGGGAAGGAAAAUAACUUGUAUGCUAGUGAAGGAAGAAGCUGGGUGG
Messenger RNA from Odobenus rosmarus divergens (Pacific walrus), 449 nucleotides. RefSeq names its product thymosin beta-4-like. The record is from RefSeq and is a predicted model, not a curated record. Lineage: Eukaryota; Metazoa; Chordata; Mammalia; Carnivora; Odobenidae. Bases 69 to 203 code for a protein of 44 amino acids. Gene Ontology annotation, molecular function: actin monomer binding. The transcript has a single exon. Gene Ontology annotation, biological process: regulation of cell migration; actin filament organization. Gene Ontology annotation, cellular component: cytoplasm.